Messenger RNA from Eleginops maclovinus (Patagonian blennie), 1614 nucleotides. It is a transcript of the gene eslec, whose product is annotated as eosinophil lineage-specific marker. Gene Ontology annotation, molecular function: signaling receptor activity. Lineage: Eukaryota; Metazoa; Chordata; Actinopteri; Perciformes; Eleginopidae. The transcript has 6 exons. The coding region runs from base 699 to 1388 and encodes 229 amino acids. The record is from RefSeq and is a predicted model, not a curated record.
GAAAGAGACUCGCUCUCAACUUUAAUAUUUGAACAAAAUGAAACAAGAAUUUGGAAGCUGACUUCAUCCAAUCUGCAAAUGAGCACAUUAAUAAGAUAAAGCCUCAUUUGCAUAUUAGAACAGGACAUUUCUGACAACGUGUAAUACAAAGGAAUAAUGUCUAAAUAGAACUAAUUCUUUGGGGAGGUUUCAGGGGGUAUUCAUAAGAUGUUUGUUUUAUCUGAUUCAGCUUAAAUUCCACAAUACCUAAAAAUAUCACCUUUUGUCUCACUGUAUGUUGUUUAUUUCGGAGGCUAUAACUUGAUAUGAUCCAGCCUUCCUCAGGUGUUCUCUUGCCAAAAUAAAGUCCCAGAUUUGCACAAAACAAGGUCAGGAGAAUAAUGUGAGCUUUAUGUGAAAUGAGAGGGAAUCAUCUGGAAGCCAGACGAGACUGAAAGCUGAGACUCCAGAACAAUGAAGGCGUGAAAACAGAUGAAACCCAAGAGUCAGCGCGACAACACUGGUCAAUAAAAAGGUGUAUUUAAAGGGAGACAUGCCUCUGCAGCUCUGUUGCACCGACCUCUGACCCCCGAGCUUUAGGAGAAGUCGUGGGAAAUAAAAUAAUGACUCGAGAGAGGCGGGGAAGAUCUGCGGGAUAAAAGGCUGCAGAAACACAGACACUCAACUGCUGCGGGAAGAGCUCCCUCCUCAUCGUCACCAUGAAGGCACUCACCGUGACCCUGACCCUCGCCCGCUUCCUGUCCCUGAGUGUCUCCAUGGCGAUCAACAACUCCCUCAGCACCCGGACGUCGGGGCUGUGUGAGUACUUGGUGCAGCUGACGCCGCCGGGCAUCCCCGGUGCCUUCAUGCCACAGUGCGACGCCAACGGGAACUUCCUGCCGCAGCAGUGCGCCAAAUCCACCGGGUACUGCUGGUGCGUCGACAUCAUCACCGGAGGGGAGAUCCCCAACACCAGGACGCCGCCGGGGACCGUACCCGUCAACUGUGACCGGGAGUUCUACUGCCCGUACGGCUGGUCCCGCUUUGGCCGGCAGUGUUUCAUCUUCAUCGACUCCCCGAAGACUUGGGUAGAGGCGGAGAGCUACUGUAUGUUCGAAGGCGCUAACCUGGCCUCAGUCCGGAGUCCGGAGGAGAACCACUUCCUGCAGGCACUGACCCGAGAAGAAACCCAUGACUUCCCCCCCACCUGGAUCGGAGGCCACAACUGCGUGAACGUGUUGUUCUGGAUGUGGAGUGACGGCUCCAGGUUUCUGUACGAAAACUGGAACACGGAAAGCAACACGAAGACCAGCGAGCACUGUCUGAAGAUGAACCAUGGCUAUGAGAAGAAGUGGGAUCCCGCCUCCUGCGACACACGGCUGACCUUCCUCUGUGCCAAGAGGGUCUGAUCAGCCGGGGUUUGUUAUUUUAGAUAAAUAUUCAAGCACAGAAGCUCCCAGAGGUUGGCUUUUAUUUUCUGCAUUUAAAGUAAGUUUGUAUAAACGAAGAACUGUGAUGCUGGAAUUAUUAAAAAAUGCAUGAAAAGUGAAAAGUUCAUUUCUCUCCUCACGUCAGGUUUUAAAUAAGGAUACAAGAGGUGUGUGUGUGUGUGUGUGUGUGUGUGUGUGUGUGUGU